ACCUAAGUCUCAUCACAACCUACUGCAUAGCUGGUUGGUGACAGAAGUUGUUCUCGAUUCCUUCAAUCCACAGAUUGGCACGAUGAUUUUAUGCUACGCUGUUAUACUCUUGGGAAUUAUUUCCCUUUCAUUUGCCGGUAUGUCAAAUAUCACAUGGUGUACAAUCUCCGAAGCAGAAUUAUCAAAAUGCAACGAUUUGGGAAAGGCAAUGUCGCACGAACCCUUUAUCUUCCAAUGUAUAAAGAAAGACAGUGAUGAAGCAUGUCUGACUGCUAUCAAGAAUAGAGAAGCAGAUGCUAUAACUGUGGAUGGUGGAGAUAUCUACAAGGGAGGCCUAGUGCCCGAACCACGCCUGAAACCAAUUGCAGCCGAGAAUACCACUGAGGGCUCCUGUUAUUAUGCUGUAGCAGUAGUAAAGCAAAGGAGUGACUUUGGCUUCCAUGGUCUACUGGGCAAAAGAUCCUGCCACACUGGCAUUGGUAAAUCUGCUGGCUGGGUCAUCCCGAUAGGAACCAUUCUUAGAUACAACUUGACAUCUUGGAACAGAACGUCUCCAAUUGAGGAAGUUGUACGAAAGUUCUUCUCCUCCAGCUGUGUCCCAGGUGCCAGUCCAGAUUUCCCUGAGCUGUGUGCACUGUGCAACGGAACAGGGGAGAACCAUUGCAAGAGAUCACAUGUUGAACCCUACUACGAUUACUCUGGAGCAUUUCAAUGUUUGAAAGACGAUGCUGGUGAUGUGGCCUUUGUAAAACAUAGCACAGUGCCAGCUGCUGAGAGGCAAAACUAUGAGCUUCUGUGCCUGAAUGGUACCCGAAAGCCAGUGGAAGAUUACAAGGAAUGUCACUGGGCUAAAGUGCCUGGUCAUGCUGUGCUGGUAAGAAGUGGGAGUGCUGAUGAUGAGAAGACCAGGGAGAUUCGGAGAUUCCUAACAAGAGCUCAGGAAUUAUUUGCGUCAUCAAGUAAAAACUCUUUCAAACUCUUUGACUCAACAAAAUAUGGACAAAAGAACUUGAUGUUCAAAGAUUCAACAGAGAACCUCAUACAGCUCCCAAAUGGGAUGGACUCUUUGCUAUAUCUCGGCAGUGAAUAUGCAAAUGCUAUACGGACUCUUCAAAAUGAAAGUGAGAGUCACUCGAAUCCUUCAGAGAUACACUGGUGUACCAUUGGAGACCUUGAACAACAGAAGUGUAACACCUGGGGGGCAGUAAAAUGUGUAAUGGGCCUCAGUGCUGAAGACUGCAUCAAAAAGAUUAUGUUUGGAGAUGCUGAUGCAGCAAGUCUUGAUGGCGGGGAGGUCUAUACUGCAGGAAAGUGCGGUCUUGUCCCAGUCAUGGCAGAGUAUUAUAAUAAAACUAAUCUUGAGCCAUGCAAAUCCACAGGCAUGAAUGACCAAAUCAAGAUACCCUCUUACUUUGCUGUGGCGGUUGUAAAGAAUACUAGCCUGAACUGGGAGACACUGAAGGGGAAAAAGUCCUGUCACACAGCUGUUGGCCGGACUGCUGGCUGGAACAUUCCGAUGGGAUACCUGAUUUCAGAGAGGAAAAUCAACGCUUGCGAUGUUUUUAAUUCAACAUAUUUCAGUCAGAGCUGUGCCCCUGGAGCGAAUGCUGCCCUGCACCCAAAUCUGUGCUCUCUGUGUAUUGGAAAUGAAAGUCAAAAUUCAACGGCACCAACAGACAAAUGUGUGGCCAACAGCAAUGAGAGGUACUACAGCUACAGCGGCGCCUUCAGGUGCCUUGUGGAAGUAGGUGAUGUUGCAUUUGUUAAACAUACCACGGUGUCGGAGAACACUGACGGUAAUGGAAAGCUUAACUGGAAUCAGAAUCUGAAAUCUUCAGAUUAUCACCUCUUGUGCAAAGAUGGUACUACAGCCCCAAUUGAUCAGUUUAUGAACUGCCAUUUGGCUGAUGCCCCAUCACAUGCUGUUAUGACCCGAUCAGAUAAGAGAGCAAAAGUUCUCCAACUGUUGAAGAAUGAGCAGUUGAAACAUGGUCGUGGUGGAUCUGAGGAAAACAACUUCUCCAUGUUUGAUUCAACAAAGUUUUCUGGGAAGGAUCUCCUAUUUAAAGACUCCACUCAAUGCCUCAUUGAAGUCCCAGAUGGUGAUUACAAAACGUACCUGGGUGACAGUUACAUCAGUAUAAUGGAAGGACUCCAGUCCUGUGAACCCCUUGAGCUUCUGGAAGCUUGUUCCUUUAAAACCUGCUGAAGCCCAUAGUGAUGACUUUGGGAGGACUUUCCAACGAUGACCAGGAAUUUCUUCAUUCUUUCCAUUGAUGCCUGUCCAACUGCAAUGAUGUUCAUGUAAUGCUUGCUUGAAUAGUCUUCUGUAUGUAACAGAUUUGCUAUAGAUAAUGAUGAGCUACGCUGCUAUUGAAAACAUAGUUGAUUCUAACCCUAUAACACAAAAUAAAAUAUCCAUGGUAAUAA
Messenger RNA from Chiloscyllium plagiosum (whitespotted bambooshark), 2430 nucleotides. Its product is annotated as serotransferrin-B-like. Lineage: Eukaryota; Metazoa; Chordata; Chondrichthyes; Orectolobiformes; Hemiscylliidae. Gene Ontology annotation, cellular component: plasma membrane; early endosome; extracellular region. The record is from RefSeq and is a predicted model, not a curated record. Gene Ontology annotation, biological process: antibacterial humoral response; iron ion transport.